UUACAAUGCUUUGGACUGAAGAGUGGCGGCGGCUGGAAGGUUCUUGUCCAGCUCCCGCAGCUCUUGCUUGUGAACUUUGCUGACAUGAUGGGGACGGACAGUAAAGUGGUCUGUGGCCAGGUACAAACAGUCGCUCUCUCAGAGUGUGAGUCGGACUUCCCCGGUCAGCCGUACUCUGUGUCCGUCCUUAAAACCGGAUACUGUGUCUCUCAGACCGACGGGACGUUCAAAGCCGAUGGGACCAUCACCCUCAUAACAGGGCCCAGGACUAUUUUGGUGGACACCGGGGGACCGUGGGACCGGGAUUUUCUCCUAAUGAAACUGAAAGAGAGAAGUCUGGCACCGGGAGACAUUAACUUGGUCGUGGGGACUCACGGGCAUUCAGACCACAUAGGAAACCUGAGUCUUUUUCCAUCAGCGGUGGUGAUUGUAGGAUAUGAUAUCAGUGAGGGGGACACAUACCGUCCCAACAAGCUGGCAGAGGGACAUGCUUACACUAUUGAUGAGCAUGUAUCUGUAGUUCCCAGUCCAGGCCACUCCGGACAAGAUGUCAGCGUCCUGGUGAAGGGAACCUCAGCGGGCACGGUGCUUGUUGCAGGGGACUUAUUCGAGCGCUGUUCAGAUGAGGACAGCUGGCGCGAUCAGAGUAUGAACACUUCAGUUCAGGAGCUCAGCCGCCAGGAGGCGCUACGCAUUGUUGAUGUCAUCAUACCAGGACACGGACUCCCGUUUAAAGUCCUCAGGAACCGAUGAACCCCAGAGCUCAAUGCUGGUAUGUGAGGAAGUGACUUGAUUGACUGCAGGUUGAGUUUUACAACUUAACGAGAGCAUAAUGUCAUCAUACUUGACUGUUUUCCCACAGUCUGCUUACUGAUUAACACAUCUUCACGUAGAGAAGAGCAGCUCCUCGUUUACCAACCAGCUCAUAUGGCUGUACAGACAAAAAGAAAAACUUGUAAGAGAUUUGUAAUUAUAAAUAAAAUUUCACUUACAAUACAGUAUGUUGGUAUGACUCCUGACAUGUACUGAACCAUGCUGUAUUCACGUCUACAUCCCUGUGAUAAGGUGUGAACGUACACCACUGGAGGUCAGCUAAAACAGCAUUUCAUCUGCUGUUAACUGCCUGUGUCUCACUGUGCUCAGAAUUUCCACCCUAAAAUGCAAAAUGGGUGUUAAUACACGUCAAAGCAUGACGAAUUUGAAUGUGAAACACUAUAGUGAAACAUCGUGCUAUUAGUUGUGUGUAUAAGUAAAAUAACACAGUCCCUCUGCUGCCCACAAAUGUAAGUAAUGCUUUUCAGGAGAAUGUUUUUUCAUCUAAACUCUAGUCUUUGGAAAAAUGACUUUUAGUGGGUGGGUAAACACAAUCCACAGUCAUGAAAUGUCUGUCAUGUCUUUAACUAAGCAAGAGGUUCUCUGUUUUUGCACAUUCUCAAUUAUUAGAAUUAUUUUACUUUUACUCCUGUGUCUGCAUACGUCCUCAUAAAAGUCUAAGACAAACUUGUGUGUGAUGUGAGAGCAUCAUUAAAAGGGCAAAUAUUCCAUACAAAUGACUUACUGGUCAGUCUCUGCAGGCUGAUUUUCAUGGGUACUGAAAUAAACUGAAAUCAGCAGCUGCCUGAAAGGUAGAAAAUGAAUAUAUGAAAUGAUGCUUUGAAAAAGUAAAUGUAAAUUAGUUGGUUGGUAGUGACAACCGUUCUUAAACUAGCAGUUCCUGAUUGCCAGAACUGACGUAUCUAUAUGCUCCUGGGCGGUUGGUGUUGCCAGCAACAUCAGGAACCAACAUGCCA
Molecule: messenger RNA, 1790 nt
Organism: Micropterus salmoides (largemouth bass)
Lineage: Eukaryota; Metazoa; Chordata; Actinopteri; Centrarchiformes; Centrarchidae
Gene: mblac1
Product: metallo-beta-lactamase domain containing 1
Exons: 2
Coding region: 85-753 (222 amino acids)
Source: RefSeq, a predicted model, not a curated record